Coregonus clupeaformis (lake whitefish) is the source of this 8320-nucleotide messenger RNA. Its product is annotated as supervillin. The coding region runs from base 81 to 5936 and encodes 1951 amino acids. Gene Ontology annotation, biological process: actin polymerization or depolymerization; actin filament severing; cytoskeleton organization. The transcript is spliced from 35 exons. Lineage: Eukaryota; Metazoa; Chordata; Actinopteri; Salmoniformes; Salmonidae. The record is from RefSeq and is a predicted model, not a curated record. Gene Ontology annotation, cellular component: cytoplasm; actin cytoskeleton. Gene Ontology annotation, molecular function: actin filament binding; phosphatidylinositol-4,5-bisphosphate binding.
CUAGAGGUGGAGGAGGAGGAGGAGGAGGGCGGGAGAGUUCCCGCAGAACUCCCUACAGCUCUGGAGUGGGCAGGGUCUACAUGCAGGCUCACCCUGCUGAGCCUACUCCUGGACACGCUCCUGCCCCAGGUCAUGGUCCAGCCCAUGCAGGCCUUACCCAUACUCAAGCCCCUCCGCCCACCUGGGAGAGGGCCGGCACCUUCUCAGAGCAGGAGAGGAUGAUGAACCUGGAGAACCACCGGCGGGCCCAGGAGAGGACGAUGACAGGGGGCCUCAGAGGAGCCAGCAACAGGCCCCAGGAUCAUGCCCAUGACCCCUCCAUCCAGCAGCUCAGCCAUCCUCCAUCCAGGGCCUCCUCCAGAGAAUCCUACAGCGUGGCGGCCAUCCCCAGCUCCCCUCGUACGGCCCGCCGGGCCUCCCUGCCCUCUACACGCUACGGAAUCUCCCCCGGGGACCUGUUCAUCGAGCAGCAGGCUCAGGCCAUCCUCGGCAGACAGGGGUCUCGUCUGAGUCCAACCGAGCUACAGAACCCAGAAGCUGACGAAGAGAAGCUUGAUGAGAGAGCUAAGAUGAGUGUGGCUGCUAAGAGGUCACUCUUUAGGGAGCUAGAGAGGACAACAGAUAGCGUCCCCAAACCGCGGUCCCGUAACCCUGCCGUGGAGAGGCGCCUGAGACGAGUCCAGGACCGUGCGCGCACACAGCCUAUCACCAAUGAGGAAGUGGACAUCGCUCACACUGUCCCUGCUAUGUCCUCACAAUUGGUGACGGUCCACACCACAGUAGCACGCAUCCCCAGCCCCACUGUAGUCAACACCACCAUGACCAGCCUGCAGGAGGCAUCGCAGCAUGGCUCUAUGGUGCGGAGUAUGGGGGAGCAGGACAAGAAGAAAGAAAGGGAGAGGGAGGCCCAGCCUGAGGAGAAAAUGGAGGGCCUGGGUCCAGAUGAGCCUGACCUCUCCACUCUCAGCCUUGCAGAGAAGAUGGCCCUGUUCAACCAGCUGUCCCAGCAGCCCUCCAAGCCUGCUGCAGAGGGGGCCGGGACCUCCAGGGGUGACACCCGCCAGCGCAGGGCCAACACCCGCUUCCAGACCCAGCCUAUUACCCAGGGAGAGGUGGAUCAGGAGAUAGAUCCUAUGGUUACCUCUCUUCCUCCUCCUCCGUUGACUAACAGAGAACAACUGCAGAAUGGAGGAGGAGGGGUCAAGCUGGAGCCGCUGUCUGCCUCUUUGGUCCGCUCCGUGGCAGCUGUCACCUCCCAGGUCUCAGUCGCCGAGGUAACCACGGCGACUUCCAGCGACAGCAACAUCCACCUUGGGAAAUCUAUGGCCGUCCCCUACAACCCCCCCACCACCACCCAGGAGAGGGGAGGGGUGAGGUACUUCAGCCUGACCAAGGGCGGAGACUCCUCCAGUUUCCCUGAACCAGAUCUGUACUCCCCAGGCCCUCCCCUUUCAGAGCAGCAACAGCAGCAGCAGGCUCACAGCAGAAGUGCCAGAGAGAGAGGAGGAGACAGAGGCGGAGCUCCUGGAGCCGGUCGCUCCUUCACUGGCAACAGAGAGAGAGAGGAGGAGGAGGAUGUGUGGGGAGGAGGGGCCAGCAGAGAGGAGAGGGAGAGCCAUGGUAGUAGUGGUGCUGGAGGCAGCAGCAGUAAGGGAAGGCUCCACUCCCCCGACAGGGACAGCAGACAGCAGAGCUAUCAGCCCCCAGCCCCAGAGCCCCAGCCAUGGCACGCCAACAGUAGCCAGCGGGAGUCCAUCGACCCUCCCUCUUUGAGGCACGGGAGGGGUGAGUUGCUGGUGGAGCCCAGCCAGCACAGAGACAGAGAGCGAGACAGAGAGAAAUACGGCAGUAGCAGCAGCAUCUCCCUGGAGAAGAAAGAGCACGGGAGCUACCUGGGAGAGACACACAGCUCAGAGAGACACACAGAGCUGCAACACACAGCAGACAGAGAGAGCACACGGAGCAGCAGGAGCAGGGAACUCCUCUCAGACACCGAGCACACCAGUGUGUCAUUGAGAACUGUGACAACAGCGGCAGCGUCUAGGAGUGUCUCUCACACCUCCAGUACACAACAGCAACAGCAGCAGAUCCAGUCUUUGAACCAGCCUCCCCAGACACUGCCCAAGCUCCACACCCAGUCUACCCCACAAACCCAGCCCCAGGAAAACUCCCAACCUCCCCAGCCCCAGCACUUCACCCAGGCACCUCCAGCCCAAUCCCAGCCCAAGCACCAGGAAAGGGAGAGGAGCUUCACCCAGCCACUACCCAAGCCUUACUCUCAGCUAACACCUCAGACUCAACCCAAACCCCAGUCCUUAUCCCAGCCUCCUCCUCCCCAGACCGCCCCCCAGACCCUGCCCAAGCCCACGUCCUUCCCUCAGCCGCUGGUCAAGUCUCAGUCCCUACCUCUGGACUACAGUGACGACUUCACAGGACACGGUGUCUCCGACCUCCUCUCCCCCACUGAAACAGAACUCUCAGAGAUGUCCGCCAAACAGAUGUCCAUCAAAGAAAGGCUGGCCCUGUUGAAGAAGAGUGGUGAAGAGGACUGGAGGAACAGGAUCAAUAAGAAGCAGGAGGUGGUAAAGGUGGCUGUGACUGAGAGACACUCCACAGUACAAGGACAGGGAUGGGAGGCAGAGCAGACCUACAAGAAGAAGGAGGAAGGGAUGGUUAUUGAUGAGUUCGCUGCUGUCACUGUGUCUGACCAGCUGUGGGAGCCUGUCUAUUCCUCCACAUAUUUUCCUCCCAUCUCCCUUGGCCAUAAGUGCCAAGUUAUUGACCCUCAUAGUCAGAGGAUGGGAGAGGAGAUGGAGAACCAGGCUCAGAUGUCCAUAGAGGAGAGGAAGCAGAUGAUCUCAACACGGGAGGAGUCCUGGGUGUCUAAAGGCAAGGGGGUGGCCAACGACUCUACCCAGUACACUGUGGCUGCACGCAUGGUCAAGAAAGGUCUGGCAGCCUCCUCCUCAGUCAUCAGCCCCAUCCUGUCUCCUGUCUCCACCAAACUCAAGAGCAACGUGCCUACCAUCAAACCGCAGGAGGAAAUCGAAGCCAGACCAGAGAUGAACUUGGAGUCGGAUAAAAAGCUGGAUAAAUUGGAGACAUUUUUGGGACAUCUGAACAGUAAAGUGGCAGGUCUUCAGGAGACCACCCUGACAGUGACAGAGAAGGCUGUGAAGGAGGUGAUGAGGAUGGAUGAUGAGAUCUUCUCCAAGUUCUACCGUCACGUGGCUGACUUCCCACGCAUGCCCAGCAGAAUCGAGAUCGACGAGGACUUUGACGCCAUCUUCGGCACUCAGGUGCCCAAGUUGACCUCAGCCAUAGCGCAGCACAAACGAGCAGUGAGACCAUCUAGGAAUGUCCAGUCGUCUAAGAACCCGCUGAAGAUGCUGGCGGCCAGGGAGGACAUCAGACACGAGUACACUGAGCAGAGACUCAACAUCGGCCUCAUAGAGAGCAAGAGGAUCAAGGAUGAGAAGAUGAAUAAGACUUCGGAGUACUCGGAUGCAGCCCUGGCUGGACUGGCAAGUAAGGAGAACUUCAGCAAUGUGAGUCUGAGGAGCGUCAACAUCUCAGAGCAGAUGUCCAACAACAGCGCUGUGCCGUACAAGAACCUCAUGCUGAUGCAGGUCAAAGGCCGCCGUCACAUCCAGACCAGACUAGUGGAGCCCAGAGCCUCGACCCUGAACAGUGGCGACUGCUUCCUCCUGGUUACUCCUCAACACUGCUUUGUCUGGAUGGGAGAGUUCGCGAAUGUCAUCGAGAAAGCCAAAGCUUCUGAGCUGGCAUUGUUUAUCCAGACUAAGAAGGAUCUGGGCUGCAGAGCGAGCCAGAUCCACACCAUCGAGGAAGGGGUCAACCCCCAGAGCCCUGCAGCCACAGAGUUCUGGAAGAUCCUGAGAGGACAGCAGACCUACCAGUCUGCCGGGCCACCGGAGGAGGAUGAGCUGUUUGAGAGUGCCAUCGUGGAGACUAACUGUAUCUUCCGUCUGCUGGAUGACAAGCUCGUUCCUGAUGAUGACCAGUGGGGGAAGGUUCCUCGCAGCACACUACUGGAGUCCAAAGAGGUGUUGGUGUUUGACUUUGGCAGUGAGGUGUAUGUGUGGCACGGUAAGGAGGUGACUCUGGCCCAGAGGAAAGUAGCCUUCCAGCUGGCUAAACACCUGUGGAACGGAACCUUUGACUACACCUGCUGUGAUAUCAACCCUCUGGACCCUGGAGGAUGCAAUAAACUCAUACCCAGGAAGGGCCAGGGCCGUCCUGACUGGGCCAUAUUCGGUAGGCUGACAGAGCACAAUGAGACUACCCUGUUCAAAGAGAAGUUCCUGGACUGGGCAGACAUUAAGAAACCACAACCAAAGAACACCAAUGAGCAAGUCAGUGAGCAGAAAGAGACGCCGGGGUGGGAGUGCAGGCCGUAUGAUGCAGCAUUGAUGCUGCCUAUACUCCAGACAGCAGUCAGCACUGUGCUGGAUGGGUUGAAUGUGGGCCGAGGCCAUGGCUCUAUAGAAGGAGAGGACAGGAUGAGGACUCUAGAGAUCAGCACGGUGUCUGUGGAUGUCUGGCACAUCCUGGAAUUUGACUACAGCCGGCUGCCCAAGCAGAGUAUAGGCCAGUUCCAUGAAGGAGAUGCGUAUGUUGUGAAGUGGAAGUACAUGGUGAGCGCAGCAGUUGGGAGGAGGCAGAACCCGGAGCAGAGGAGUGCAGGCCCUGGCAAAGAAAAGUGCUCCUACUUCUUCUGGCAGGGACGGAACUCCACCGUGAGCGAGAAAGGAACGUCAGCACUGAUGACAGUGGAGCUGGAUGAGGAGAGAGGGGCACAGGUCCAGGUACAGCAGGGGAAGGAGCUCCCUUGUUUCCUCCAGUGUUUCAACGGGGGGAUGAUCAUACACUGUGGGAAGAGAGAGGAGGAAGAGGAGAACACACAGACUGAAUGGCGUCUGUACUGCGUGCGAGGGGAUGUCCCUGUAGAGGGCCACCUCCUGGAGGUAGUGUGUCACUGCGGCAGCCUGCGCUCCAGGAGCUCCAUGAUCCUCCUGAAUGUCAACAAGGCCCUCAUCUACCUGUGGCACGGCUGCAAGGCCCAGCAACACACACGCCUGGUGGGCCUCACCGCCGCACAGAGGAUCAAAGAACAAUGUCCGUUGGAGGCGGGGCUCCAUAGCAGCAGUAAGGUGACAAUCACCGAGUGUGACGAGGGAUCAGAGCCCACGGGAUUCUGGGAUGUUGUCGGAAAGAAAGACAGGAAGGCCUACGACUGUAUGUUGCAAGAUCCGGGUAAAUUUAACUUCACCCCUCGGCUGUUCCAUCUGAGCAGUUCUUCAGGGGAGUUUGUAGCCACAGAGUUCUUCCACCCCUCCAGAGCUCCAGACCUGGUCAGCUCUCUGCCCUUCCUACAGGAGGAUCUGUACCAAGCCUCCCAGCCUGCGUUGUUCCUGGUGGAUAACUUCCAUGAGGUGUACCUGUGGCAGGGCUGGUGGCCCCAGGACAGUGAGAGCCCCGGCUCCGCCAGGAUACGAUGGGACAUGGACAGGAAGUGUGCCAUGGAAACGGUGCUGCAGUACUGCAAAGAGAAGAAUGAGAAGAAGCCUCAGAAGUCGUAUCUGAUCCAUGCUGGUCUGGAGCCUCUCACAUUUACCAACAUGUUUCCCAGCUGGGAGCACAGAGAGGACAUCGCAGAGAUCACUGAGAGGGAGGCGGAGGUGUGUAACCAGAUCAUCUUGGUGGAGGAUGUGCUGGCCAGGCUGUGCCAGAACACCUAUCCCCUGGCUGAGCUGCUGGCACGCCCACUUCCUGAGGGCGUCGACCCACUCCGCCUGGAGAUCUACCUAUCAGACCAGGACUUUGAGAAAGCAUUGGACAUGAAGAGAGAGGAGUACGAAGGAUUACCAGGGUGGAAGCAAGUGAACUUAAAGAAAGCUAAAGGACUGUUUUAGUGUAAAGUUAACCUGAUGAUGGUUGUGGAGAGAAAAAUUAAUUCAGCAACUCUUGGACGACAGUGGAAGUUUAUAAAAAUGCUUCUUUAUUGUUAAAACGAAUGCGUUUCGGCUCCUAGCCUUCAUCAGGUUGGUUGUGGAGAGAGGACACAGAGACUGUUGACAUGAUGGAGGGCACCAGGCUGUGUCCCCCAGAACUUCCUUCCCAGCGAUGUGACUGAACCCCAGUAGUGGCUGGUGACACUUUAAAUCAGUGGAUGGUCUCAUAUUUUCAGUUGAAUGGAAUCAAUGGAAAGGUAUCCAACUCAUGGUUUCCAAGAGUUUGAUACAAUUCCAUUCACUCCCUUCCAGCCAUUAUUAUGAGCCAUCCACCCCUCACCAGUUUCCUCUGCUGAACACACUCUCAGGGACAGCUUCUCUGAGUGGGUCACAGGGGGAAAAAAAUGAAAGGAGGCUGGGGUGGAGGAUCUGCUGAGGUGUGCUAGCCUCAUGUAGCAUCGUGUUUUUACCUUUCAGUUAUGUAACUAUGUAGGAAAAUGACAAUUCUGCUAAGCACAUUGUAUACGAGUGGCUUUAUCAGGUACUGUACAAAGCAGGACCUGCACUCUCUCUCUCUCUGCUUCAUACUGUACUACUGUGUAUGUAUGUACUGUAAGACAAGUCUCCACUUAUUAUGACACCGCUCAUGCCAUAUGAAGUGAAGAGGAAAUUCAGCAACUCUUCGAGGACAGUGGAAGUUGAUAAAAAGGCUUAUUUAUUGUUAAAAUAAACCAACGCGUUUAAAAUUGGUCCGUAGCCUUCAUCAGGGUUUAACAGAUAGAAGAAUUAAGGAGGCCAGCGUUUCAUGCCAUGGACAUUUGAAUGACAUACACACUGAUGUGGUCUCUGGGUGUGAUGUUUUAAAUGUUGUGUGUGUUUGUGAAGUAUUUAGAAGAAUUUGUAUUUAUGUAAAAAAUAAAAAAUAAUAAAAAAUAUUGUAGGAGGACAAUGUAUUGAACUUGAAAGUAUUGUGUAAUAUGUCAGUAGGAGUGUUUUUUUUUUGUAUGCACCUUUUUGUUUCGCGUUCUCAAAUAUGGUAUUUGCCAGGGGCUGUCAUAAUGACAUCUAAGCUUUACAGGUACCUGAGAAAUGACAAACGGUUGUAUUUUUAAAGGCAUGGAAUUCUUCGUGAAAAAAACUUGAUGAAUUUUGAAUGUAUAGUGCCUUGCUUUUGUGUACAGUUUAUAUACAGAAAUUCUAGUCUGCAUUUCGAAGACUUUCUUUGUGAUAAAAUAAAUGGUAAAUAAACAACAAUGAAAAUCCCAAAAUCCAAAUAGAUGUUAGUUUGUAUUAAUUUGAGUGAAUCUCAGUUGUAUUUUCUUGAAUACUCACAUUCUCCCUCCUCAUCUCUUUUUCCAAAUCUCAUUGGAGAAGAAGAUCUGUGGUUCCUCCCCUCUGACCUUAUCCUCCAAUGUGUUUUGAGAAAGAGAUGAGGAGAGGAUGCAAGGAAUCUAGGGGAGAUUGGGAAAAAGUCUGUCCUCUCCUCGACUCCUCGACCUCCUCUCCGUGACCCGGAAACCGAUGUGGUCGAGGAGGGUGUCAAUUUGUUAGUAGGUGAACCGAGGAGUAUGUUUCCCUCCUCGAUUACUUAGUUCAGCAGAGGAUGCACAAGAGUAUCCUACCAGGACCUAGCGCGGAAGUGUUUUAAAAUCUGCCACAUCCCCUCUCAAAGGAGAAAAGCAUGCAUACAUUUAAAAACAAUAUGCUACUUAUCUUUUUAUCUAUAAAAUGUAUUGCACAACUAGCUAACACAUUACACAUUUAUUUUGGGAUUCCACCCCUGUAAACAUAAUUUGCCUGAUGACAUGCAAGAGUCUAAUUUCAUUUGUUUCCACGUUGCCUCUCCUCGCCGCCUCUCCUCGAUUACCUUUGACCUUUUUCAAAAGGAGGCGGAGAGGACGGAGGAGAGAGGCGAUAGGAGACGAGCAAACCAAUUGAGAUUCUCCCUAGGAAAUACAAUUGAGAUUCACUCUAAAACUUGCUUGACUUUGUAGCGGUUUGUCUUAUGCCCAGCAGAUGGUGCUCUUUGUCCUCAGACUGUUCAGGCCAAACAUCCCUUAAAGCCCCCAUGCAGUCUUUCUUAUUUUUAAAUCAUCACUGUAUGUCUAAUAAAUCCCUGUGUGUGUUUAUUUUAUGAAAAUGACUACAAAUAUAUAUUUUUAUCAUUUAUUUCCCUGAGCCUCCUUUAGCCAUUGAAAUGCACAGUCUGAUCGUGUGGGCGUGUUGAUAGAAAUUGUAAUAUAUUUACAUACACAGCCCUGAUUGGCGAAUAAGAUAAUCUACACUCUAGAGUACCCCUUCAAAGUAGGAGGAUACAUGUGCAAAUAAAAGAUGACUGGUCAGAA